This is a messenger RNA of Elgaria multicarinata webbii, 3824 nucleotides long. It is a transcript of the gene GLCCI1, whose product is annotated as glucocorticoid induced 1. The record is from RefSeq and is a predicted model, not a curated record. NCBI's taxonomy places the organism in Eukaryota, Metazoa, Chordata, Lepidosauria, Squamata, Anguidae. The transcript has 8 exons. The coding region runs from base 20 to 1780 and encodes 586 amino acids. Gene Ontology annotation, cellular component: cytoplasm.
UCGCCUUCGAGCCGACGCCAUGUCCAGCUCCUCCUCGCAGACCCCUCCUCACCACCAGCCCCCUCAGAGGAUGCGCCGCGGCGCGGCCGGGUCCCCCACCAGCGGCAGCGCCGGAGCUCCGGCCGGUAGUAACGGGGCCGGCGGCGGAGGAAGCGGCAGCAGUGGCGGCGGCGGCGGCGGCGGCGGCGCCCCCGGUGGCAGCGCCGGGACUAGCCGGCUGCUCCAGCCGAUCCGCGCCACCGUUCCUUACCAGCUCCUGAGGGGCAACCAGCACAGUCCGACUCGCUCGCCGGCCGCCUCAGCCUCGGUGGGGAGUAACACCGGCCCAGGGGGGCCUCGCGGAGCUGGAGGAGGGGGCGGCAACGGCGGCGGCAGCAGCCCGCCCCCGCCGAGCUCUACCCCGCCGUUGGCCCUGGCGGCGGCUGCCGCUGCCGCCGCCACCCCGCCAGGAGCAGGCGGUGCGGCGGAGCCGGGGAGGGUGAAGGUGAGGCAGAGGCGCUCGCCCGACAGCAGCACCACCACCAACAACAACAACGGCAGGCGGAGAAGCAGCUCACCUGAGAGAAGGAGCCCCAGUUCGCCCAUAUACAGAGUGGACAGGCCAAAAGCCCAGCAAAUUAGAACAUCUAGUACCAUAAGACGCACAUCUUCGUUGGACACAAUAACAGGACCUUACCUCACAGGACAGUGGCCGCGAGAUCCCCACAUACAUUAUCCUUUAUGCAUGAAGGAUAAAUCCACUCAGACGCCUAGCUGUUGGGCGGAAGAGAUAUUAGAGAAGAGAUCUCAUCAGCGUUCAGCUUCAUGGGGGAGCGCUGAUCAACUCAAAGAAAUUGCCAAAUUGAGGCAGCAGCUCCAACGCAGUAAACAGAGUAGUCGUCACAAUAAAGAAAAAGAACGUCAGUCACCUCUCCAUGGCAACCAUAUAGCAAUCAAUCAGACUCAGGCUUCUAUAUCGAGAUCAGUCCCUAUGCCACUGUCAAAUAUUUCAGUGCCAAAAUCAACUGUUUCACGUGUGCCGUGCAAUGUAGAAGGAAUAAGCCCUGAAUUAGAAAAAGUGUUCAUCAAAGAGAACAGUGGAAAGGAAGAGGUGUCCAAGCCGUUGGAUAUCCCUGAUGGCCGAAGGGCGCCCUUACCUGCUCACUAUCGGAGCAGCAGCACACGCAGCAUUGAUACACAAACACCUUCUGUCCAGGAGCGCAGCAGCAGCUGCAGCAGCCAUUCCCCAUGUAUCUCUCCCUUUUGCCCUCCUGAAUCUCAGGAUGGAAGUCCUUGCUCCACAGAAGACAUGCUGUAUGACCGUGACAAAGACAGUGGGAGUAGCUCACCGUUGCCCAAGUAUGCCUCCUCUCCUAAACCCAACAACAGCUACAUGUUCAAACGAGAGCCCCCAGAGGGAUGUGAGCGAGUGAAGGUCUUUGAGGAAAUGUCGACUCGUCAGCCUGUCUCAGCCCCUCUCUUUUCAUGUCCUGACAAAAACAAGGUUAAUUUCAUCCCGACCGGAUCAGCUUUCUGUCCUGUAAAACUUCUGGGCCCUUUACUACCUGCUUCUGACCUGACACUCAAAAGCUCUCCAAACUCUGGUCAAAGCACAGCUUUGAGUACUCUAACUGUUGAGCAGCUUUCAUCUCGGGUCGCUUUCUCCUCUCUGUCGGAUGACACCAGCACAAUGGACUCUACAGAGUUCUUAGUACAACAGCCAUCCCAGCAGUCACCACAGCUUUUGCAAGAACUGCAGUCUGAAGAACACUCCUCUCCUCAAAACUAUAUGAUAAUCUAGAGCAAGGCAGAGUGUCAGUCGAAAACUCAACUGCAUGAGUGGCAACUUUUCUGGAACAAAACAAAGCUACUUAUCAGCAUCUUUCUAUAUUUCAGUGCUGUUCUUGGCAGGGACAAAAAUGCUCUUAUUCAGCAUUUUUGUGUGUACAUGUGUGCGUGGGGAGGGGGGAACAGUAUGCUUGCAGAAUCUGUGUAUCAUUAAGCAUUUUAAGUGGAGACUAUGCAUUUCAUAGAAUGUUUGACCAGAUUAGUCCUGUGCCCUGUGUUCUGUUUCAAAUUUUACAGUAUAAAUAAGCUCUAUAUCAAACAAAAGUUGCCUGUCUAAAUAGAAAAUGUCUUGCUGUGUUGUGUUCUAUGGAAAAUACUGUACUUCAGGAUUAUGUUUACAAUUUAUCCAGGUAUUUAUGUUUUGAACUUCUGUAAUACAUACAAUGCAAAAAAAAAUAUAUGGCCACAACAGUUGCACAGUGCCCACCCUAUGGCCUAGCUUCAGGUACUUCUCUCGAAGUCUAAACUCAGGUAACUUGGAAUGUAUAUCAUGUUGGGAUAAAAAAUAUUUUACAGCUAAAAAGCUAAAGAGGGAACAUCACUCUUCUGCCUUUCAUUAUUUUAUGCAUUAAUAUUUCCUCAUUACAUUCCACUUCCUUGGAAAAAGUGCAUUCAAAUUCAGGGGAAUAACAACCCUGGAGUUGGGUGAACGUGAGGAGAACCAGCAAAUCUGUGAUGUUUGACAUCACAUUGUCAUGUGGUUACAAGUAAACAACUGUUGCAUUUACCGUCAUUUCAGCGUGUAAAUUGUGGCAUUUAAAAGUUUCAGGUGUUGCACAGUUAAUGACUGUUAAGCUGUUGUGAAUAAAGUGUUCAGUACUAGGCUGUACAUAAGAAACAUUCCAUGGCGUGUGUGAAAGAGAGGAUCUAAGGCAAGAAUGUUUUCAUUUACUUUCAGCAUUUAUUUUUCAGGUUUCAGAGGGGGUGGUGGGAAUUUCCUCUCAUGUUUAUGUUGGCAAGUUAAGGAAGUGAAAUGCUACUGUUACCAUUUUAAGAGUCUAAUUAAUGUUUAGUUUCUCUUUUAGAGGAAAUGUUCAUUCAUGUGCUGGUUGCAAAAAUAAUUCUCGGUUUUUGACAAGCAAUGAUGGGUAAACUUUGUUUUAUUUGUACAGUGGGUAUUUUGCACCUGGACUGAAAACAAACAAACUCUUAAGCAGCAUUUGCAGUUUUGUAAAAAAUAAAAAAGGAAAAAAAGCAAUAGUUUUUAAGUCAUGUUAUCUAUUCAAAGCCUUUUCUAAUACCCUCCAGUUUAGGCCAUUGGCAGGUUGAUUUCUUGCAGUUUGGUAGACAACGCUGGCGCUUGUGAGUUCUUUUCACAGAUGUUGCAUCCAGCAACAUUUCCUUACUGCUCUGGAACUGUGUGAGCACUGCUCUUGGAGGUAAUAGCUGCACAAUACAAAGAGGACUCUAAAGGCAAAAGGCACUCAAUAUUCUUAGGUCUUUGCUUUCAGUUCUGUGGAAGUAGCUUUAUGCAAGUCUGUGUUCCUAAGAAAGCUUGCUUUCUCUGUUCAGAAACUGAAAAGAUUUAAGACUGCAGCUGCUGUAGCAGUUAUGCUCACUCCAGUACUUUCUUUUGAGGAAGAAAUUGAGGAGGGGGGAGGGGGGAAUAAUAAUAAGGCCUCAGUGAAGAGUACCUAAGAAAAGAAAUAUGGAAAAUUUACAGCAUGUGUGUGUUGUUGCAAGAUGAAGCAUGGUUUCCUUCCUAUCAUCACCAAAGAGUUGGGUAAUAACCUGUUAGGAAGCAUAGACCUACAGCCUCUGUACGGUUGUUGUAUGACUGUAGGGGCAUGCUCAGAGUGGAAGCUAAAUAUCUAAUUUUCACACAGUAAUUUUUUUAAAACUCAGUAACAGGCAUCCUUGCUAAUCUCAGGCCUUGGCAAAAGCACUAUAUAGUUUGUAUGUUAAAGCAUAAGGGAAAAGCACUCAGUUUGUGACCUAAGUGUGCGUUCUUUAAAGUUUUCGUUAAAGUUGAAUAUUAAAGUACAUUUUCCAUCUUA